Messenger RNA from Chanos chanos (milkfish), 2640 nucleotides. RefSeq names its product von Willebrand factor A domain-containing protein 7-like. The record is from RefSeq and is a predicted model, not a curated record. The coding region runs from base 1 to 2640 and encodes 879 amino acids. The transcript has 16 exons. Lineage: Eukaryota; Metazoa; Chordata; Actinopteri; Gonorynchiformes; Chanidae.
AUGGGUGGGAGAGAAAGGUUGGAGCUGACCCCAGAGAGUGUCCUGGCUGCAUGUUUGGGGGUGCAAGACAGUGCUGUAGGCGUGUCAGCGUCGCAGUUUAGACGACUCUUGGACGAAAUCAUCAGCAUGAAUGUUCUCGUAGACAGAGAUCAACAGUCUAGUGCCGCCAGCCACUUCCACAAUGAGGAGAUGGCCAGGGGUCGUGACCUCAUCACUGAAGGAAUAGUCAUCAUCAGACAAAGCCUACAACAGGACAGCCCAGGAGCGGCAAGGCGGAGUCUGGGUACCAUCAGUCACAUUCUCCAGGAUUUCUAUAGUCAUAGUAACUGGAUUGAUCUGGGGAACACAAACACAUACGCUAAUUUGUUACGGUCAGAUCUCCCCCUGGAGAACCUCGCAGAUACAGAAACCCAGACCUGCAGCCCUCCCAACAUCAUCCUGCCUGAUAUUCUGAGCACACAGAGACUUACCUCAGGAUACCUCGUUUCCCUGGGUGUACCUCCAGGUAAGUGUGGCCACAGGAGUGACUCCUCUCCCGGAAUCGAUAAAGAUUUUCCAGGAACAGACCUUCCUCCAGAUGUGGCUGAUCCUCAUCUUGUUGCAGCAAUAGCAGCAGAACGUGCAACUGAGGAACUGCUGCAGAGUAUUCGCAACAGUGCAGGGGAUGAAAGCUUUCUGCGGAUGCUGGGCCUCACUCGUUCCUCUGUGGUGUGUUUUGUGAUUGACACCACAGGGAGCAUGUCAGAUGACAUGGCUGAGGUCAGAAACAUAACAAAUGAAAUCAUCGAUAGUACCAGAGGGACACAAAAUGAACCUUCACAAUAUAUCCUGGUUGAAUUCAAUGAUCCAGGCUUGGGGCCUGUGCACAGAACUGCAGAUGUAGACGCCUUUAAGCAGAUUCUGGCUGGGAUCCGGGUCUCUGGGGGAGGAGACGCACCUGAGUUAAGCCUCGGUGGUCUACAGUUGGCCCUCACUACAGCACCUCCUUCAUCUGAGAUUUUUGUUUUCACUGAUGCCCCAGCGAAGGACACUUACUUGGAGGGCGCGGUCCGCUCCCUGCUGGACAGCACCAAGUCAAGGGUGACAUUCUUCCUCACUAAUCUGCUAUUUAGAAGGACAAGGAGGAGUGUUGUGACAAACCCUGUCAACUCGCUGUAUCAGGAACUGGCCCAAAUGUCCGGUGGACUGGCCAUUGAGGUUACCAAGGAUACGCUAUCUCAGGCCACCGGAGUCAUCCUUGAUUCCAUCACCUCUUCACUGGUGAAUCUGUUACAGAUUUCUAAGGAUCCUGGUAGCCCUGAGAAUUUCUCAUUCCUGGUGGAUCAAUCAGUCCAAAAUGUGACCAUUUAUAUUACUGGACUGUCAGUCAGCUUCACACUGAUCAGUCCCUCAGGUACAACUCAGGAGAGUACGAUGCUCUCUGGGCCUCUAGGAGUGGUGUCUGAGGUGGGGAAUCUCCAUAUGGUCCAUUUGACUGCACACAAUCAAACAGGGCUGUGGCAAAUACGCAUCAAUUCCGCUCGUCCAUAUGAAAUCAGAGUCACAGCGCGCAGCAGGUUGGAUUUCUCGUUCCAGUUUGUUGAACUCUUCCAGGGGCCUCAUCCUGGCUUUGUGGAGAUAGAGGGACGACCUCCAGCAGGGGAGAAUGCAACGAUAGUGGUAAGGGUGACAGGUGCCGGUUCCCUGUCUGGGCUGGAGUUGUUGCUGGUUGAUGUCGGCGGAGCCGUAGUUCGGAACACCACUGUGGAAUCACUGGGGAGGGGGGCGUUCCUCGUCUCUGUGCCACGUAUUCCAGACAGUCCCUUCAGACUACAGCUGCGGGGUGAAAAUGAUGGACAGCCAUUUGAGCGUCAAACACCCAAUCAGCUUCUAGCCUCACAGAUUUCUGUGCAGAUCCAGAGAACUGCCACUCUUGAACCCGGAGUUCCGUUUUCCAUCCCCUUCACCGUAACAACAAGUGGAAUUGUGGGUAACAUGGUCAUACGAGUCCAGGCUGACCGGGACUUUUUGACAGCAUUCACACCAAGUGAGGUCACACUAGAUGAUGCUGGCAGUGUUAAUGGUUCGCUACACUUUUUGGCUCCGAGAAACACACCAUUAGGCUCUGCCUCCACUGUGACCAUAGAGGCAGAAUCAGCUUCAAAAGGACAGUCUAACUACGCCCUGCUCCACUUGUCCGUCAUCAGAAGGGUCACAGACUUCACGCCACCAGUAUGUCGUGUCCUAAAUGUCAGUGAAGAGUGUCCCAUUCCCUGCACCAAUGCCACCUGGGAAAUCUCUCUAGUCAUGUCUGACGGUAAUGGAACAGGUAUUGAACGGGUUUUCACCCGCGGUGCCACUGGAAACCUCACAUUAGGGGAGGACAAGGAUGAAAGUGGGGCAAAUAUAACUGUAGUAUCUUUCAUCUCCUCCUGCUGUGAGGAGUCUGUGGACUUUGUUGCUGUAGAUAUGGCAGGUAAUGCUGGAGUGUGUUCCUUCAGAAUCAGGACCCCGACCACAACUACUACUACUACUACUACUACGACUACUGCCACCUCCUACUCCACUCACAUGGUCAGACCCACCUCCAGCAGUGCUUACACAAGAUCCUCUCUAUGGGCCAGUUUGAUACUGCUUGUCAUGGUGUACGUAAUGCUAUAG